AUGGAAACUACUCCGAAUCAACAGCGUGGAAAAGCAACCUCAGUUUAUUCAGAGUAUAGCGAAUCGGAGUACGAUCCGAAAGAUGAACGCUGGGAUGAUUGGGAGGAAGAAGAUAUCCAACCCGAAACAAAAUGCUUAUUUUGUAAUGAUUUAUUACCUACCAUCCAUGAUGUGUUUAGACAUUGUAUUGAUAGACAUGGAUUUGACUUUAAGUCAAUAAGAAAUAGUUUGAAUCUUGAUUUUUAUCGGUGUAUUCGUUUAAUUAAUUAUAUUCGUCAGCAGGCAUUAAUUAAUCCGUUUUUUGAAGAAACCACAAAUUUUACAAUUACCGGCACAGAAACAUUUCUUGAAGAUGAUGAAUAUCUAAAGCCUGUAAUUGAAGAAGAUCCCUUAUUAUACGCAUUUGACAGUAUAGGAUCUGAGAAUGAUUCUGAAUUUAGUGAUCCGGUAUAUAAAGCACACAUAAAUGAACAUAAUGAAGCGUAUAAUCCGACAACACCACUUGAACAUGAACUUAUAAGUAAACUUCAUAUUAUUGAAGAACGCCUAUUUAAUACAGAGGUUCAUUUAAAAAAGGUAGAAACACAAUUUGGCGAUUAUCGUGGAAUGGUUAAAGAAGCUUUUUUUGACGUUUAUUCCGAUACAAGAAGGCAAUUUAUUAAUUUAUUAUUACUUGAAAAAUCAUUGAAAUCAACGAAAGGAUCGGUUGCCGCAAUUGAGGAUCAUGGAAAUUAUUAUUAUAAUUCUUAUGCAAAGACAGGCAUACAUGCUGAAAUGUUGAAAGAUCGAGUUAGAACGGAAGGUUAUCGAGAUUUUAUUUAUGAGAAUAAAGAUAUUUUUAAAGGAAAGGUUGUGUUGGAUGUUGGUUGUGGCACUGGUAUAUUAUCAUUGUUUGCGGCCAGAGCUGGAGCAUCGAGAGUCAUUUCGGUCGACGAAUCAGCAAUUAUCGAACGUGCACGUGAAAUCGUGCGAGUAAAUAAAUUGGAUAAUGUUAUUACUCUCAUAUCUGGAAAAAUUGAAGAAGUCACCCUUCCUGUUCCUAAAGUCGACAUAAUAGUGUCAGAAUGGAUGGGAUACUUUCUUUUGUUUGAAGCGAUGCUUGACUCUGUCAUUGUUGCGCGGGAUCGGUGGCUUGUUCCUGGAGGCGUUCGUUUCGAUAUGACUCCAAUGCGGUCCCCAGUAAGAUCAUCAGCAUACAUUGAAUCAGUGGAUGCAAAAGCAAUCAUUACCGAUGUUAUUGCUCUAAAGGAUUUCCCAAUACAUACAAUCCGAAAAAACAACCUAGAUUUCACGGUUUCGUUUAAAUUGGAAGCGACGCGUUCUGGAACUAUUCAUGCUUUCUUGGACGAGAGCAUCAAAAAAUUAAAAGAAAAGCUUAAAGACACCGGUGGUAAUAGUUUCUUUACUACUGGACCUCAAGGGGAAGUCACACAUUGGCGACAGACCAUCUUUUUUUUGGAAAAUCCUGUUCCAGUUGUAGAAGGCACUACGAUUUCCGGGUUUUUUGAGUGUCGCAAAGGAUUUGAUAAUCCGCGGGAUCUUGAUAUGGAAAUUCGUUAUCGGGUGAUAGGUGAUAGUGAUGACAGCAAGAUUAAUGGCGAAGAUGAUACGGAACAUGUACAAAGAUUUUAUCUCAGGUAA
Ambispora gerdemannii is the source of this 1641-nucleotide messenger RNA. Lineage: Eukaryota; Fungi; Glomeromycota; Glomeromycetes; Archaeosporales; Ambisporaceae. The record is from the annotation of a GenBank genome assembly.